GGGCUCCUCCGUGCCCUCACUGUUGCCUUUUCCUCAGAUGCUGCUGCUGCUGCUGGUGCCUCUCUUCCUCCGCCCCCUGGGCGCUGGCGGGGCUCAGACCCCCAACGUCACCUCGGAAGGUUGCCAGAUUAUACAUCCGCCCUGGGAAGGUGGCAUCAGGUACCGUGGCUUGACUCGCGACCAGGUGAAGGCCAUCAAUUUCCUGCCUGUGGACUAUGAGAUUGAAUAUGUGUGCCGGGGCGAACGCGAGGUGGUGGGGCCCAAGGUGCGCAAGUGCCUGGCCAACGGCUCCUGGACGGAUAUGGACACACCCAGUCGCUGUGUCCGAAUCUGCUCCAAGUCUUAUUUGACCCUGGAAAAUGGGAAGGUUUUCCUGACGGGUGGGGACCUCCCAGCUCUGGAUGGAGCCCGGGUGGAUUUCCGAUGUGACCCCGACUUCCAUCUGGUGGGCAGCUCCCGGAGCAUCUGUAGUCAGGGCCAGUGGAGCACCCCCAAGCCCCACUGCCAGGGCACCCUUCCCUCAUCGCAGUCUCCGCUCCGCAUGAACAGGUGUGGGAGGGGGCUGGGGAUCAGGCCUGGGAAGCUGGGCGCCCCUGGUAACUCUUCUCUGAUCCCCGUCUUUCCUGCUGCCAGUGAAUCGAACGCCACACUCAGGUGAGAUCAGAAACCCUUCCGCGUGCACUGCCGCCCCCAUCCCCUCACUCUUCACCCUCCACCAGCAGGAUAUCUUUGCUUAGGUUGUGGGUGUCCUGUUACUCAUGUCCCACCACCCAUUCUAGUUUGAGGCCGGGCCCUCCUCUCCUACCUGUUUCUUGCCGCCAAAUCGCGGUUUUCCGCGGGUCGCGCUCCCUCCCACUUCCCUGCUUGGCCACGCUCCUCCGGGUCGCGCUCCUCUCGGACUCAGCUUUCUAGCGCGAAGCCCGGUAGGGGGCAGCCGCGCGCCGGAGGAUCCCAGAUCUCUCCUUCGUGGGGUUCCUUCAGACCUCGGGGACCUACUCUUGCCACCCCCUACCCAGGUUUUACCUGCGAGGUUCCGUCGACCCUGUUCACUGGUCCCACCCAUGCGAGCCUCGCAUCCUCUGUAGACCCUUUCUCCCAUCACCUUUCUUCCAGCCUUCCCUCAACUACACUAUCCUUCUCCUAAGCUGCACUUCUCCAUACCAGUUCUCCCCUUCUGCAAAGCCUUUCCCAUCGCUCUCGCUCUUCCUACCCUUAGUUCCUCGCUCCAUCUUCCCAUAUCCCCCUUUCAGAACUGUCACCUUCCUCUCCUAACCUACCCACCCUCGCUUCCCCUCUUUGCUCUGUGCUUAUCCUCUCUCCUUCCAAAUCCUUAUCCUCUCCUCUAGUCUCCUUAGGCAGAGACCCUUCCCUUCCUUGCGCUCUCCCUCUUCUCCCCUCCCCUUCGGGCCUCGGCACUGGCUCCUAUCCCCGCCUCCAGCCCGUGACGUCAAGCCCCCCUCCUAGCUCCUUUUCUCCCUCCUCCCUUCUGUCGGUCGGUCAGUCGGCGAGGAGAGUCCGCGGUGGCGGGAGCGAGCGUCUCUUGGCCCUAGGAAGCCCACGUCUCUGCCUUCCCCGGGCUCUGGCCCCUCCUCCCCAAUGAGACCGGGGAUGGAGGCGCCUCCCCGACGCCCUCCCAGAAGCCUUCCCCAGAAGAAGUGUCCCCCCUGAGCUGCCCCCACCCCAAGGAGGCCGCCCCCGCCCCUCCUCGCCAUGGGCCCGGGGGGACCCUGUACCCCGGUGGGGUGGCCGCUGCCUCUUCUGCUGGUGAUGGCGGCUGGGGUGGCUCCGGUGUGGGCCUCUCACUCCCCUCAUCUCCCGCGGCCUCACCCGAGGGUCCCCCCGCACCCCUCCUCAGAACGGCGUGCAGUAUACAUCGGGGCGCUGUUUCCCAUGAGCGGGGGCUGGCCGGGGGGCCAGGCCUGCCAGCCUGCGGUGGAGAUGGCGCUGGAGGACGUUAACAGCCGCAGAGACAUCCUGCCGGACUACGAGCUCAAGCUUAUCCACCACGACAGCAAGUGCGACCCAGGGCAAGCCACCAAGUACUUGUAUGAACUACUCUACAACGACCCCAUCAAGAUCAUCCUCAUGCCCGGCUGCAGCUCUGUGUCCACACUGGUAGCCGAGGCUGCCCGGAUGUGGAACCUUAUUGUGCUCUCAUAUGGCUCCAGCUCACCAGCCUUGUCAAACCGACAGCGGUUUCCAACGUUCUUUCGGACACAUCCAUCCGCCACACUCCACAAUCCCACCCGGGUGAAACUCUUCGAAAAGUGGGGCUGGAAGAAGAUUGCCACCAUCCAGCAGACUACCGAGGUCUUCACCUCAACACUGGAUGACCUGGAGGAGCGAGUGAAAGAGGCUGGGAUUGAGAUCACUUUUCGACAGAGUUUCUUCUCAGAUCCAGCUGUGCCUGUUAAAAACCUGAAGCGUCAAGAUGCUCGAAUCAUCGUGGGACUUUUCUAUGAGACCGAAGCCCGGAAAGUUUUUUGUGAGGUCUAUAAGGAACGGCUCUUUGGGAAGAAGUAUGUCUGGUUUCUCAUCGGGUGGUAUGCUGACAACUGGUUCAAAACCUAUGACCCGUCAAUCAAUUGUACAGUAGAAGAGAUGACUGAGGCGGUGGAGGGCCAUAUCACCACGGAGAUUGUCAUGCUGAACCCUGCCAACACCCGAAGCAUUUCCAACAUGACAUCACAGGAAUUUGUGGAGAAACUAACCAAGCGGCUGAAAAGACACCCUGAGGAGACUGGAGGCUUCCAGGAGGCACCACUGGCCUAUGAUGCUAUCUGGGCCUUGGCUUUGGCCUUGAACAAGACCUCUGGAGGAGGUGGCCGUUCAGGAGUGCGCCUGGAGGACUUUAACUACAACAACCAGACCAUUACAGACCAAAUCUACCGGGCCAUGAACUCCUCCUCCUUUGAGGGUGUUUCUGGCCACGUGGUCUUUGAUGCCAGCGGCUCCCGGAUGGCAUGGACGCUUAUCGAGCAGCUACAGGGCGGCAGCUACAAGAAGAUCGGCUACUACGACAGCACCAAGGAUGAUCUUUCCUGGUCCAAAACAGACAAGUGGAUCGGAGGGUCUCCCCCAGCCGACCAGACCUUGGUCAUCAAGACAUUCCGUUUCCUGUCACAGAAACUCUUUAUCUCCGUCUCAGUUCUCUCCAGCCUGGGCAUUGUUCUUGCUGUUGUCUGUCUGUCCUUUAACAUCUACAACUCCCACGUUCGUUAUAUCCAGAACUCCCAGCCCAACCUGAACAAUCUGACUGCUGUGGGCUGCUCACUGGCACUAGCUGCUGUCUUCCCCCUUGGGCUGGAUGGUUACCACAUAGGGAGAAGCCAGUUCCCAUUUGUCUGCCAGGCCCGCCUUUGGCUCUUGGGCUUAGGCUUUAGUCUGGGCUAUGGCUCUAUGUUCACCAAGAUCUGGUGGGUCCACACAGUCUUCACAAAGAAGGAGGAGAAGAAGGAAUGGAGGAAGACCCUAGAGCCUUGGAAACUGUACGCCACUGUAGGCCUGCUGGUGGGCAUGGAUAUCCUGACUCUUGCCAUCUGGCAGAUUGUGGACCCCUUGCACCGAACCAUUGAGACUUUUGCCAAGGAGGAACCAAAGGAAGACAUUGAUGUCUCCAUUCUGCCCCAGCUGGAGCACUGCAGCUCCAAGAAGAUGAAUACAUGGCUCGGCAUUUUCUAUGGUUACAAAGGGCUGCUGCUGCUGCUGGGAAUCUUUCUUGCUUAUGAGACCAAAAGUGUGUCCACUGAAAAGAUCAAUGACCACAGGGCCGUGGGCAUGGCUAUCUACAAUGUUGCGGUCCUGUGUCUCAUUACCGCUCCUGUCACCAUGAUCCUUUCCAGCCAGCAGGACGCAGCCUUCGCCUUUGCCUCUCUGGCCAUUGUGUUCUCUUCCUACAUUACUCUGGUUGUGCUCUUUGUGCCUAAGAUGCGCAGGUUGAUCACUCGAGGUGAAUGGCAGUCUGAAGCACAGGACACAAUGAAAACAGGAUCAUCCACCAACAACAAUGAGGAAGAGAAGUCCCGACUGUUGGAGAAGGAAAACCGUGAAUUGGAAAAGAUCAUCGCCGAGAAAGAGGAGCGUGUCUCUGAACUGCGCCAUCAGCUCCAGUCUCGGCAGCAGAUCCGCUCCCGGCGCCACCCCCCAACACCCCCAGACCCCUCUGGGGGCCUUCCCAGGGGACCCUCAGAGCCCCCUGACCGGCUUAGCUGUGAUGGGAGUCGAGUACAUUUGCUUUACAAGUGAGGGUGUAUCGAGAAGGAUGAGGCCAGCAGGGGAGGGAAGGGUGUGGGGAGUGGGUGGGGAACUGGGAAGAGGGUGGAGAACAAGCUCCAAUCCCCCUCUUAGAAAUACAUGUCAUUCUGUGCAUCUGGGGUUAUCUGGGUCUUCAGUACUCUGGGAAACAGAUGGUUUUCUUUCUUUCCAUAUAAUUUUAUAUCACCACUUCACAGUUUUGUUUGAACCCUGCUUGGAGCUAUUCACUCAUGACUCCAGAGGGGCAUCUCGUUUGUCUCCCAUAGGCUGUCUUGUAUAGUUGUUACUACAGCAACUCCUGUCAUUUCAGCAGCAGGGGUCUUCCUACAUUAUCAGGGCUUUCUCUCCAUUUCUCAGCAUUAGAAUCUCCUUCCAUCAUCCUUCUCCUCCAUGUCCCUGUGUCUUCCUCUCCUUAAAUGUUGCUUCUUCCAGGGGACUCACCACACACACACACACACACACACACACACACACACACACACACACCAUAUCCUCUCCUCUCCUAGGCAGCUGGAUGUGUUUCUGUGCAAAUAUGUUCUUUUCUGAAUGCUGCUAUCACUUGUGUUUGCAUAUGCUGCACCUGUGAGUGCACAGUGGUUGUGGGUGUGUGCAGUGGUGUGCUUGGGUAGGCGUGCAUGAUGUGUUGAGCACACCAAGCUGUCUUCCUCAUGUGCAUAUGUCAUGGUUGUCUAUGUUUUACUUGUGUGCCUCCUUGCAUUGUGUAUUUUUUCUUUGCAUUUUAAUAUCACUAUGUAGUGUGUGUGUGUGUUGCCCUGACUCGUGUCAGGGCAGGCUUCCUGUCUCAGCCUUCUGAGUAUUGGGAUUACAGUUGUCUGCCUAGCUGAUGUCCUGUCUUCUUUCAGCAGAGGCAUGUGCACCCAACAUGCACAUGAUUAAGCAGGCUCUUCCCCAGUACGUGUUUUCUGAGCCAUGCAUACCCUCUCCUUGGCCUUAGGUUUACUCUCAAGUGUUCCCUCUAUUCUCAUGCGUCCCACUUUGGGUCUGUACAAUCAUCUCUCAGAACUACUGCAUCUUGGUUUUCUUUUCUUUGUUGUCAUUAUUAUUAUUUUUCAGAACUAAGGGGAAAAGAAAUGGGGACAGGUUGGAGGCUGUUUCCAGUGGAUAGUGGGUGCACAUUUGAUCAAAUGAAGGCAUGGACAGAUGGACUGACCGGGCGGGAGGCAGCAUCCCUUUCACACUGUGGUGUCUCUUGGGGGAAGGAUCUCCCUGAAUCUCAAUAAAGCAGUUAACAGUGUGACUCAGCACCUCA
This is a messenger RNA of Mus musculus (house mouse), 5524 nucleotides long. It is a transcript of the gene Gabbr1, whose product is annotated as gamma-aminobutyric acid type B receptor subunit 1. The transcript has 21 exons. NCBI's taxonomy places the organism in Eukaryota, Metazoa, Chordata, Mammalia, Rodentia, Muridae. Bases 1711 to 4245 code for a protein of 844 amino acids. Gene Ontology annotation, molecular function: G protein-coupled GABA receptor activity; extracellular matrix protein binding; protein heterodimerization activity. Gene Ontology annotation, cellular component: plasma membrane; synaptic membrane; membrane. The record is from RefSeq and is a predicted model, not a curated record. Gene Ontology annotation, biological process: G protein-coupled receptor signaling pathway; negative regulation of gamma-aminobutyric acid secretion; negative regulation of epinephrine secretion.